CAGUUUACCUAUUACAUCAAAGCAAAGCGUUUCAUGAUCCUUUCGUUUGAAUUCGUCUUCUCUGGUGGAGUCAAGUGCACCUCUGCGUAGUACCCUGCGGGCCUUGCCCGAGAGUGAAAGCCGUCGGUGUCGCUAGUGACCAGUGGAAAAAAAAUCCACUAAGACAGACAGCAUACCUAGCAUUUGUCAAACUGAUAAGACUGAAACCCAGUCAGUGGCUUUCUGGAAGAUAACGACGUGACAAAGUGCCUUUUCUGUAUUCGGUUGCAGCAGCAGUGCUUUCGUGACCUUUUAAAACAAAAGAAACGAUUGUGCGCAGCUUGGUGUGGGCACUGCUGUUUUGAAACCGGAGCAGCUGAGAAGACCAAACCCUGGUGAAUCUGACCUGAAUCGUACGGUGGUGGUGACACGGGGCGUCGGUGGUGCGGCGGCUGGUCUGGCGGUAUUCAAGUUCAAGUUUAGGCGGUACACAGUCAGAGUGGUAAAGUGAUUUCGGGUGGUUGAUUCGUGUGGAGAAAGCUCGUAGAUCAAAGAGCAAAGAAUUUUCAACAAAACUCAACGUGAACGGGUUACAAUAGUGAUUACAUAAUUCGGUUGGCUGUUUUGGUUUCGAAUAAACCUUCAAUAGCAGACGCGUGAUAGAAGGAGGGAAAAGUUCUACGCUGAAGUUCAAUGAUAAAUUCGUACAAUCAAUCAACCAUAAUUUAAGCAAAGUGAAAAAUAACGUUUCCAGAGUCCCGUCACUGUACACCGGGUACGCCGAUGGCCAAUGAAACGCCACAACUAAACGGCCAGGCAACAGAUCAUCACUGCGUUGCCGAAUCAAAUCAUCUUGGUUCCCAAAAUGGAUCCAAACCGGCGGAUCACCCGCGGAAAACGCGAUACCAGAACCGACGGCCGGUAAUGCAAACGACGGCAGCGACGCUCGCGGCGCUGCCACGGUGUGCCUCAUCUUCGUCCUGUUCCAGCUUCGAGGACGACUGGUGCAUCAACCAGUUACUUCCGGUGCCCAGAAAAAUCUUCGUCAACCGCUCUUUACAUCUGGAGAACAUCAAAUUCUAUGGCUUCGACAUGGAUUACACGAUUGCCGAGUACAAAUCGCCUCAGUACGAGCAGCUGGGAUUCGACCUGGUCAAAGAGCGCCUCGUCAAUCUGGGCUACCCGGUGGAAAUACUCCAGUUCGAGUACGAUCCGUCAUUCCCGGUGCGAGGCCUGUGGUUCGAUACCUUGUACGGGAACCUGCUGAAGGUGGACUCGUACGGAAACAUUCUGGUGUGCGUGCAUGGAUUUGAAUUCUUGAAACAUUCCCAGGUGUACGAACUGUACCCGAACAAGUUUCUGCAGCUUGACGAAAGCCGAGUGUACGUGUUGAACACCCUGUUUAAUCUCCCGGAAACCUAUCUGCUAGCGUGUCUGGUGGACUUCUUCACUAACUCACCACAGUAUGCUGAACAGGCAGACAAAACUGGUGUCGAAUACGGUGAACUGUUCAUGUCGUUCCGGUCGAUCUUCCAGGAUGUGCGUGGAGCGGUCGAUUGGGUGCACAUCUAUGGGGACCUGAAGAAGAAGACAUUGGAAAAUCUCGACGAAUACGUCAAAAAGGAUGACCGUCUGCCGAUGGUUCUGUCCAGGUUGCGCGAUUCUGGUGCCAAACUCUUUCUGCUGACCAACAGCGACUAUACCUUCACCAACCGUAUCAUGACCUUCCUGUUCGAUUUUCCCUAUGGAGCCAAACCGGAAGAACCGCACCGUGACUGGAAGACGUACUUUGAAACCAUCGUUGUGGACGCUCGAAAGCCCCUGUUCUUCGGGGAAGGCACUAUCCUGCGCCAGGUAGACACAACCACAGGGGCGCUACGCGUAGGAACCCACAUGGGGCCACUGCAGGCGAAUCAGGUUUACUCGGGUGGUUCGUGCGAUGUCUUCACCAAGCUGAUCGGCGCCAAAGGUAAAGAUGUGCUCUACGUGGGAGACCACAUUUUCGGAGACAUUCUCAAGAGUAAGAAGAUUCGCGGCUGGCGUACCUUCCUGAUCGUGCCGGAGCUGGUGCAGGAGCUGCACGUGUGGACCGACAAGUGUCAACUGUUUGCCGAACUUCAGCAGCUGGACGUGAAGCUUGGCGAUCUAUACAAAAAUCUGGACUCCAGUGCCAAAGAGAAACCGGAUAUUUCCUCGGUGCGGACCGCCAUUCGGGAUGUCACGCACAAAAUGGAUCUGGCCUACGGUAUGAUGGGAUCGCUGUUCCGGUCCGGUUCGCGACAAACGUUCUUCUCCGGACAGGUUGUAAGAUAUGCAGACCUCUACGCGGCGACCAUUCUUAACCUGAUGUACUAUCCCUUCUCGUACAUGUUCCGAGCACCGGCGAUGCUGCUUCCGCACGAAUCAACGGUGGCUCACGAGCAGCGAUUCACCCUCGAAGCUCCAAUGAUUCAACGAACACGGUCUAGAAAUCUCGGAACGCCGAACGCCGAGCAUCCUCCGGAGGAUGUAUCGAAAGAAAUCUGCGCCAUCAUCGAAAAAGACCCUUCCGCUGGCCUGCUAACCGCCACUAGCGGCAACGUUUCCGUGCCACACACCCGGCCGGAAACACCCCGCUCGGUGACGCAUACCCACGAUGAAGAUUACUCCGAUGAGGAUAGCGACGACCAGAAGCGGGAAGCCCGAGCUGCUGCAGCAGCUGCAGCUGCCGGCGCAAAUGCCACUAAUCACAGCUCCGUUGAGGAUCAAAAAUAGACUAAACUUUGGGGAAAUAAUUGUCUUAAGCUUUCGUUUGUGCUGUUCAUCACAAAAAAACAAUCGGUGACCGGUUUGUGUAAUUAUUGUGUAAUCUUUUGACAAAAAAUCUAUUUAUUUUCUGAAAAUAUGGCCUCUCAAGUGUAAGCUUUUAGUAUCUCGAAAAAAUUUAAUCUCUACCAAACCAAACUCAAAAUCAAUUAUAUCAAUUAGAACACGGCACGUUCCGUGCAAACCAGCAGCAAUAAUCAAGUUGUCCAAGUUCCAAAUUUUCCACAUAUCCGUACGUUGUUUAUUAUUCCGAUCUCGGGGAGUAGUCGUGAAUUGCUUUUAUCCACUUGUUAACGUAUUUUACAACCGUACCACGCGUUCCCCCGAGAUCUCCCGUAAAUGCGCCGCCGCGUGUUUGUGUGUGUAUGUGUUCUAGUUAAUUACUGCAGUUCGUGCACGCCUACACCGGGUGAGGCUAAUUCAUUCAGUACCUGCAGACACUAGUUCUAGUAUUUCAUUUUUUUGCCAUACUAAACUUUUCCGACGAUAAAAAACGAUAGCACCCUGUCGCAUAGAAACCGAAUCUUACAGAUCAGAUUAACGUCAAUGAGUGGCGAAACUACAUAGUGGAUUGCAUUUUGCAGAACUGAUCGAAUGCAAUCGUACCGAGCGGCAUUGUAAAACUAUAAAUGAAACGAACGUCAAACAGGGAUUUCCAAUUUCAUAGAAAGAGUAGGUUUACGGAAACAAUAGUUCCCAGAAAAAAAAACAUAGCAACUGCAAGCAUUAUAUAGCAAGGUUUGAAGAGUAGAAUUUACUAGAAUCUACAUCAAUCGCCUACAGCAAUUAUAAAAUUGUGUAGACAUGUUAAGUAUUUGCGAUUUGCCUUUACUAAACCUUUCUAACAUCGCGUAUGCAGUAGUUAACGAAAAUAGAAAUUCGUACAAUUUGUGUGUUAUGUAUAUAUACGUGCAUUCUGCUAGAUGAAGCAACAGAAAAACUGAACAAUAUAUAUUAGACAAAAUCAGUAGAGCAAACGUUAUUGAGUUCCA
Messenger RNA from Wyeomyia smithii (pitcher-plant mosquito), 3776 nucleotides. RefSeq names its product cytosolic purine 5'-nucleotidase (gene Nt5b). Gene Ontology annotation, molecular function: 5'-nucleotidase activity. The transcript is spliced from 7 exons. NCBI's taxonomy places the organism in Eukaryota, Metazoa, Arthropoda, Insecta, Diptera, Culicidae. The record is from RefSeq and is a predicted model, not a curated record. Bases 763 to 2733 code for a protein of 656 amino acids.